AUGGACGUGGCGAUGAUGGCAGGGCAUGAGGCUAUUGUCAGGCUCUUCAUGAGCCACAGUGGUGAUAUCCUUACCAGCUCGAGAACGACUGCUCGGCCAGCACCCGCUGCAAAACACAGUCGUCCUGAAAGAGAGCCAAAGACAACGGGAUUUGACGCGACAAUAGUCGACUUCUAUUCUCAUGAACACCAGAGCACUGAUACAACCUCUGGCGAUGCUCACCAAGUGCAGAAUGUGUUGGCGAACAGGACCAAGGGUGAAUUCUAUCCGGAAUCGGAUCUCAGAUGGAUACAUCUCCCUGCGAAUUGUACUCUCUUGACGACGUUGAGAUCCGUCGAGAACGAUGACCAGAAAUGUUCCGAUAUACUCAAGGAUGAAUUGUGGAUACGCCAGCUCCACGACCCCCUUAUUCAUCUGUUCAUGGGCGAUUUACCAAGUCGCUAUGUCGAGAGGUCUCCCACAAAUUUGUUUUAA
This is a messenger RNA of Colletotrichum phormii, 474 nucleotides long. RefSeq lists its product as uncharacterized. NCBI's taxonomy places the organism in Eukaryota, Fungi, Ascomycota, Sordariomycetes, Glomerellales, Glomerellaceae. The record is from RefSeq and is a predicted model, not a curated record. The coding region runs from base 1 to 474 and encodes 157 amino acids. The transcript is spliced from 3 exons.